Molecule: messenger RNA, 3311 nt
Organism: Diachasmimorpha longicaudata
Lineage: Eukaryota; Metazoa; Arthropoda; Insecta; Hymenoptera; Braconidae
Product: afadin- and alpha-actinin-binding protein-like
Exons: 6
Coding region: 339-1124 (261 amino acids)
Biological process (GO): intraciliary transport involved in cilium assembly
Cellular component (GO): centriolar satellite; ciliary basal body
Source: RefSeq, a predicted model, not a curated record
AGUACUAACGAUGUACAAUCGUGGAAAUUAGUUAGUUUUUUCGUUUGCAACCCUCCACCGGCUAAGUACAUUGGAGUCUACACCCCAAUAAGCACUCAUGCGAGAUAUGUUUAUUUUCGUCCGACAUGGGAGAAGUGAAAUUGUUGUGGGAUCAAAGGAAAUAAUAAUAUCUAUUAUUUGUCGUGACUCGCCUGGCGGUUCAUUAUCAUAGAAUUUCUCAACAAUUCCUGACGCAGUCCAAAUCGCCAGGGGUUUUUUUACGUUCAUAUUCAUAAAUCAAGGAACCGGCACGUUUUGGAGCACUGGGAGCUGACCGAUAAUUUAUUUAACAGUUUAGCAUGGCAGACAAUAGGAACAGUGUGUCCGCUAUGAGGAGAAUCAGAAAUGCUCUGGAAGAAAAUAAAUAUUUGAUGGAGUUUUGCACACUGGAUAAUUUCGAUGAAGCUGUUGUUGCUGUGUUUGAGGAACUGGAGGCUAUUGACGAUAUCCCUCUAUUUAUAAACGCGGAGGAUUUAAAAUCUCCUGAGGGAUUGAAGAAUAUCUUCGUCAUUCUGAUAAAUGCCACUUGGCAUUUGAUUCACAAACACAGAUGCUUCAUAAAGUCACAUGAAGCUCUCAAAGAGGACAGAUGCAGGAUAUCCAAUGACAAUGCGAGUCUCUCUAAUCAAAUUAAAAGACUUAAAGAAGCGAUUCAGAAGAAAGACAGUAAUUUAAAUGAAGUCCAGGAGAGAGAGCGUCAGCUAAACGUUAAAAUCAAUAAUUUAAACCGAGAAGUUAAACGUGAAAAGGAAGAGACGCUGAAGUUGAAGAAGCAAAUCCAGUCAAAGGACGACCAACAUACUCACGAAAUACGUAGAAUUCAACAGAGUGGAAAUAAACUUCGUGAUCAAUUGCAGAAGACUGUCGGAACUUAUGUACCGAGAACGCGACUCUCGACGAUGAGUCUUCAGACCGAGCAAGAAAAAAAAAUGCGUCUCUAUCAACAGACAAUAAAUCGUUUGGAGGAGAAUAAUAGCUUAAUGAUGCAGGAAAUCAAUGAUUUGCGACAAGAGUUGGCACUUCAUGUUAAUGGUGUUGAGCUUCAUAUGGAAUCAUCUGGACUCUGGACAGAAACUACGGCUUAGGUGUGGUCAUAUUUAACAAAAGGUAAGUCAUGAAUUUUCUUCGAUUGUUGCUAUUGUCUGCUGGAGAACAAAAUUUUGAAUCACGUUUUUGGAAGCCAUAAACAAAAGUAACUUGUCAAUUCAUUAGCAAAAGAAUUUAUACUAGACUUAAAUUCACGAGACUCUCCACUUGCUAUCUCGAUAAAUGAAAUUGGCUUGUUGAUUACAAGAGAUACGAAAUGAGUAUUAAAAUAAUUCCAAGAGAAACAUUGACAGUCAGAAUACUCUGACAACUCCGAUGAAAACUUCUCGGGCAUUUGCAACUAGCAGCAAUGCACACAGUAUUGUUAUAGGCCAGAAUUUCCGUCAUAUUGCUCUUGAGAAAAGUUAUUUCAUUUGGAGACCUGUUACCAUAGCUGUUAAUUAAUCUUGAAUCAAGUCUCAACAAACUCUUUCCAUCUGCGCAAUUAUUCUUCAUCUCAAUAUUUCUCUUGGCAACAAUAAUGACAGUUAUGUUGUAAAAUGUACAGUUAUUAAUUUUCGCUGUAUUCCCGUGGAGUGACAUUUGCCCUGGCAUCUGGAACUCGAACAUUGAGUUCAGAAGUUCGAUCGAUUCAAAACUCCCAACGUUAAAAUUACCGGUGACAUUGCGUAUCACGGAGUCAAUGAUCUUCAGUGACUUGGCAUUGACCCAGAAAUUGAUUCCCGAUGUUGCAUCCAUUGUGACAUUUCGGAAGAUUAAAUUUGUUAUGUUGAUGCCUUGGAAAGUCUCAUCAAAAUUUUCAAUUCUUGUGUUUUCGAUUUUAAAUGUCUCGAUGCUCAUUAUACUCGUAAACAUGUGAUGUCCAAUCAACGGUAUACGUCCGACAUUUUUUAUCUCGAACACGCCCAUGUACUUAGACACAAGCAUAGGAUGGAAUAACAAUGUCCCGGUGAUAUUUUCCACUGUGAUGUCACGAAUGUACUGUGCAUGCUCGAGACUGUCGAACUCUAGAUUCGCUGAAACGCACGACGAGAUUGUCAGGUGAGUCAAAUGUUCGUAAUUGAAGGUCUCAGGCAGGGUCAGUUCCUGAAAGGUUUUCAUUGAAAAUUAUUUUGCCUAGGGAAUAACUAGCCACCUAGGAUAACUUUACCGCGUGAUUACAAUGUUUCAUUACUAAGAAUAAUCAAGCUCCAGUUCUACUUUCGCGGCACGAAAAAUCUAUGAGGUUCAAAAUUUAUUGAUUUAACUCCACGACUUGCGUAUCCUCAAGAACAGAAUAAACUCGCGAAAUUAUACGAGAUGAAUAAUUUCUUUCUCUACUCACUUCAUUUCCAACACAUUUGCACUCAACAACAACGCCAUUCUGAUGCCAGCAAGAUUCACUGAUACUUUUCCCGGAUAUAAAAUGCAAAUUUAUUAGCACAAUUAUCCACAGACAAUGCGUACUGUAUUCCACAUUAUUGACACGUGACGACAUAAUAAUAGUUUAACUUUCUCCCAAAAAUAAAUGUCAAUAUCAAGGUUUCAAUUAUCUUGCGCACUGCUCUUCCACAAUUUCAAUCAAAUAAAGAAUAUUUUCCUGUUGAAAAACCCAACUGAGUCACAAUUUGCGUUGCGUCCACGACCGUCUCUCGGUCAGGAAUAAAGAAUCACAUUUUUUCCACACACAUCUAUCAAAUAAACCGAAUUAUGAUUGACGUAUCUUUGUCGCCGCCCUUUAUAGUGAGUGACGGGUAUGGUGGUACUUUUAUUUGAUCGUAUUAAAACCAACGAAUGCAAAGGAUUAAAAAUGGUAUCUGAUUGGAUUGAAGCGCUGGUGAUUGUAGUCACCAGCUCAGGGUGCAGAUUGAUGGAAUAGGGAACUGUACCACACCGGAAAGCUCCUCCAAGACCGGAACUCUAUGGCUGACCACAGCCCGUUCUUCUGUUUCAUUUUGUUUUUAUACUCACGAUAAAAUUUAUCUCGGUUGUACAUUUUACUUUCAGCGGAAUUUGCGUCAUAAAUACAAAAGUCCUCAGAGGGAUACAAAAUGUAACAAUGAUAUUAAUUUUUUAAGUGUAUAUAUUUUUUAAUGGAUCUACAAUUUACAAAAGUUAUAAUGGUUAACGUUUAUGAUUAAUAGUAUACAUAUAAAUGCCUUACAGAACAUUUGUACCGUCACCCACAAGUGCAGAAUCAUUGUCGAAAUAUUAAUACCCCUUAAUUUAUUUACACAUUCAAAAUU